UGCCGGUUAUCCUGUGCUUGUAUAAUCCAAUUUCUCUUGAUAUCCACCCCUUGUUAUGGCUCUCCCCCUACGCACCGCCCGUCAUGCUUCCAGGCUGGCCCAGACUAUCUCUCGCCGCAGCUAUACCACCGCUGAGCCAGACCUUAAAUCUGCCCUCAGGGCCGUCAUCCCUGCCAAGCGCGAGCUCUUCGCUGAGGUAAAGAAGCAGGGCGAUGAGGUGAUCGGUGAGGUCAAGGUCGCGAAUGUCAUCGGUGGUAUGCGUGGACUCAAGAGCAUUCUGUGGGAGGGAUCCCUCCUUGACGCCGAUGAGGGUAUCCGAUUCCACGGCAAGACCAUUAAAGACUGCCAGAAGGAGCUCCCAAAAGGUCCCACUGGCACCGAGAUGCUCCCCGAGGCCAUGUUUUGGCUUCUGUUGACCGGCCAGGUUCCCUCCACCAGCCAAGUCCGCGCUUUCUCCCGCCAGCUGGCGGAGGAGUCCCACCUCCCUGACCAUAUUCUCGACCUGGUGCGCUCAUUCCCGCGGACCAUGCACCCAAUGACCCAGCUCUCCAUCGCGGUCGCCGCCCUGAACACCGAAUCCAAGUUCGCCAAGGCCUACGAGAAGGGUCUGAACAAGGCUGACUACUGGGAGCCUACCUUUGACGAUGCGAUUUCCCUCCUCGCUAAGAUUCCCCGGGUCGCAGCUCUUGUCUUCCGCCCGGAUGAGGUCGACCUCGUUGGCAGACAGACCCUCGACCCCUCCCAGGAUUGGUCCUACAACUUCGCAGAGCUCCUCGGCAAGGGUGGCUCCAAGAACCAAGAUUUCCACGACCUGCUCCGUCUGUAUCUUGCCCUACACGGGGACCACGAGGGUGGCAACGUCUCGGCCCACGCGACCCACCUCGUCGGUAGCGCCCUCAGCGACCCCUUCCUGAGUUACAGUGCGGGUCUUCUGGGUCUCGCGGGUCCUCUGCACGGUCUUGCUGCCCAGGAGGUGCUUCGUUGGAUCCUCGCCAUGCAGGACAAGAUCGGUACCCAGUUCACCGACGAGGAUGUCCGCACCUACCUCUGGGAUACCCUCAAGUCUGGCCGUGUAGUUCCUGGCUACGGCCACGGAGUCCUGCGCAAGCCUGAUCCCCGUUUCCAGGCCCUGAUGGACUUUGCUGCUACUCGCCCGGAUGUCGUCGCCAACCCUGUGUUCCAACUGGUCAAGAAGAACUCGGAAAUCGCCCCGAGUGUCCUCACGGAACAUGGAAAGACCAAGAACCCCCAUCCCAACGUUGACGCCGCCUCUGGUGUGCUCUUCUACCACUAUGGCUUCCAGCAACCUCUGUACUACACUGUCACCUUUGGAGUUAGCCGUGCACUCGGUCCUCUCGUGCAAUUGGUCUGGGACCGCGCGUUGGGUCUUCCUAUCGAGCGACCCAAGAGCAUCAACCUCCUGGGGUUGAAAAAGUAAUGCGAUGUAGUUUGCAAUCGAUCGGUUUUUUUUUUUUUU
Messenger RNA from Aspergillus ochraceoroseus IBT 24754, 1477 nucleotides. It is a transcript of the gene mcsA, whose product is annotated as putative citrate synthase Cit1. NCBI's taxonomy places the organism in Eukaryota, Fungi, Ascomycota, Eurotiomycetes, Eurotiales, Aspergillaceae. Gene Ontology annotation, molecular function: 2-methylcitrate synthase activity. The record is from RefSeq and is a predicted model, not a curated record. Gene Ontology annotation, biological process: carbohydrate metabolic process; tricarboxylic acid cycle. The transcript has 3 exons. Gene Ontology annotation, cellular component: mitochondrial matrix. The coding region runs from base 56 to 1438 and encodes 460 amino acids.